Molecule: messenger RNA, 1107 nt
Organism: Necator americanus (New World hookworm)
Lineage: Eukaryota; Metazoa; Nematoda; Chromadorea; Rhabditida; Ancylostomatidae
Exons: 11
Coding region: 1-1107 (368 amino acids)
Source: RefSeq, a predicted model, not a curated record
AUGAGAUCUCAUUCAUUUCUUCACCUUUUGAAUCGGUCCGCAGAUCGAAGCGCCUUGAGAGCUUCUAAUUGCUGGGAGCAAUCCAUAAACGCAGAAGCCGGUCGGUCGGCGAUGGGUCACGAGAAGACCAAGUUCAUCGGGACAGCGAUCCUCAUCUUCAUAAUGACGUUUUGCCUCACGAUAACUCUUUUGGUACUGUUUAAACCCAUCGAGACGAUUCCCCUUCCUGUUAUUGAUCGCUCUGAAAUGAUGUUCCUAGCAGCUAUAGUGCUGCACGGAAAUGGUGGCAGGUCACGAACGGAAGUUCUAAACGAGAUGAUGACAACGUUAUUCCCGAAUGGACCAAGCCAAAUAGCCGAAGUCGAUUUUGAGGACACCUUCAAUAUUAAGAUCCAAACACAUUUGCAAAAUUGUGAGGUUGAAAUCAAACGAAUAGCCAAUAAAUGUGGAAGGGACCCGCCGACCCACACGAACUGGACAACAUUUGCCGGAUUUGUUUACGAAUGUAUUGGGUUGAACCGCGAAAGCGAUCUCUUCCCAGACGCUGAAUCCUUCUCUAGACUUGAAUCACUCAUUCGAAUGGAUCGCAACGGUCUCAAAAUGCCAGAUUGGUUUGAGCACAACAAGAAACAAAUCUAUUCACUCUACGAAAGAACGUACAGUUUCAUCGUUGGUGUAAAUGAGUAUCAUGACGAGAAAUUGCUGAAAAUGAAACAAGGAUUUCUUAUGAGCAAAAUUAUGAAAAUUCUCUGGAAACAAUGGGAGGAGUAUGAGAAAAAUGGCCAGAUUAAGAGGGGGAAGUUUACAGCUUUUUACACGCAAGAUUGGUUACUGUUGGCAUUUCUUCAUUCGCUCGGAUGUGGUGAAGAAGCCCUGGGUUCCACAAUCCCCACUUAUAAUUCUUCGGUGAUCAUUGAGACGUAUGUGCGAAGUAAGAAACCAUUUCUUAAGGUACUGUAUAAGGAUAACAUAACAAUUCCUAAAGAUGUUACUAGCGCUGUUCGAAGUUGUACUUUUGCACCAUGUCAUCUUAUUGAGUUUUCAAGAUGCUGUAAAGAAUAUACGACCGAUGAUCCGAGGAAAAUAUGUGACGCGAAUCCAACAUGA